This is a messenger RNA of Molossus molossus (Pallas's mastiff bat), 909 nucleotides long. RefSeq names its product uroplakin 3A (gene UPK3A). Bases 46 to 909 code for a protein of 287 amino acids. The record is from RefSeq and is a predicted model, not a curated record. Lineage: Eukaryota; Metazoa; Chordata; Mammalia; Chiroptera; Molossidae. The transcript has 6 exons.
UCGCUCCGGGACCGCCACCUGCUCUGUCGCCCCUAGUCCCAGGUGAUGCCUUCCCUCUGGGCCUUGCUGGCCCUCGGCUGCCUGCGGCUGUGCUUGGGUGUCAACCUCCAGCCCCAACUGGCCAGUGUGACCUUUGCCACCAACAACCCUACCCUCAGCACCGUGGCCUUGGAAAAACCUCUCUGCAUGUUUGACAGCAUGGUGGCCCUCAAUGGCACCUAUGAAAUUUACCUCUAUGUCCUGGUCGACUCAGCCAGCUCCAGGAACGCCUCUGUGCAGGACAGCAGCAGGACCCCGCUGAGCUGGACGUUCCGGCAGACAGGAGGGGGGAGAACAGGCCCCUACAAGGCCGUGGUCUUUGACCUGACCCCCUGCAGCGACCUGCCCAGCUUGGACGCCGUGGGGGAUGUGUCCCGGGCCCCGGAGAUCCUGAACGCAUACCUGGUCAGGGUGGGCGCCGAUGGAGCCUGCCUCUCCGACCCUAACUUCCAGGGCCUCUGCAACCCGCCGCUGUCGGCAGCCACGGAAUACAGGUUCAAGUACGUCCUUGUCAAUAUGUCCACAGGCUUGGUACAGGACCAGACCCUGUGGUCGGACCCCAUCCGAACCAACCGGCCCACCCCGUACUUGGCGAUCGACACGUGGCCAGGCCGGCGGAGCGGCGGCAUGAUUGUCAUCACGUCCAUCCUGGGCUCACUGCCCUUCUUCCUGCUCCUGGGCUUUGCGGGCGCCGUGGUGCUGAGCCUCGUGGACAUGGGCGGUUCUGACGGGGAAACCACGCACGACUCCCAGAUCACCCAGGAGGCCGUCCCUAAGUCCCGAGGGACCUCGGAGCCUUCGUACGCGUCUGUGAACCGGGGGCUGCCCCUGGACAGGGCCGAGGUGUAUGCCAGCAAACUCCAGGACUGA